AGGAAAUAAAGGAGAACAGCAAAUAACCGUUUUGUUUUUUCUGUCUACAGGACAACUCAACUUCCUCAUUUGUGAGUGGGAGUGUUUCCCCUUUACCAGGCUUUAGUGUUCAUCUGCUUUUGCUUUCAUUGCUGUUAGCUCCUCUGAUGUGUGCUAUCACUGACAGUCUUUUCAGGCAGGAAUUCUUCUUUUUUGGAUCUUUAGAUUUCUUCCCCCCGGUUUUUUGAGUAGUUGUGUUUAGGCCUGUACACUGGUGGCCGGAGCUACUUUGGUUGAGUGUCCGCUGAGUGUCCAUAGGGGCAGGACAUGGGACCUCAGACCUUGCUUUCAUCUCAUGUCAUCGUAAGACGGGACGGGAUGCGAGUACCACUGGGCCCCCACCACCGCAGUUUACCGCAGACCGAGAACUGAGGUCAGGACUGAGGCAAAGAUGUUUUUUGUGUGUUGAAACACCAGUACAUAGUAUGAUUGCAGAGAAGAAGGAAUUUUAUUAGUUCAGCCAAUUUAUUUUUUAUUACCAUACUGUACUUCAGCCUGGUUUCCUCUCCAAGUGGGACAAGGAGUAAGAACAUCAGUUUGAGGCUAUUUGCUUUGAUUCCCACUAGCAACAGCUGCAUUUCAGCUACGAGAGCUCAAUCAUCAGAAAACGGACAACUAAGCAAAGAAACAACCAGAAGAGAAAACGACCUCAUGCAGAGAAAAACCUAAACAGACCACCUGAAGAACAGUCUUCCCAAGAGCCAUGCAGUGUGUGUGAGCGGAGCUCUUUUGGCAUGCUGACGGAAGUUUCGGGCCGCGAGGCGGUGAGUGUUGGUCGGAGUCCAGGCGGGAGGGGUAGGGUGCCCUGGGUGGUGGCGCUGCUGGCCCUGGCAGCAGUCACCUCGUCCUCGUUGUCGGCCUUGUCGCUGUACCAUGUGCUGGCGCUGCAGGCGGAGGUGGAGGGCCUCCGCUCGGAGGUGAACCGCCGCCGGGAAGAGCGCUUGGGGGCACCAGAGGAGACCCCGCAGCAGCAGAGGGCCACAGGGGAGGACUGGACCCAGACAGGGCAGGAGAGGCAGCUUGAUGCCACAAGUGAAACUGUGACUGACAAGUCUGAAAGACAUGCCAAGAGAAGUAUCGGGGAAGGCCAGGCAGUAUUGCAGCCCUGUUUGCAGAUCUUGGCAGAUAGCAAGAGAACAACCUUUCAGAAGGAGUUUGCCCUGGAGAAGCACACAGGCAUCCCCUGGCAGACAGGCCUGAGACGGGGCGCUGCCUUGGAGCUCCGUGAUGACAUCAUCCAGGUCAAUGAGGAGGGCUUCUUCUUCAUCUACAGCCAGGUAUACUACACUGAUAAAAUGUAUGCGAUGGGACACAUCAUCAUACGCAUGAAAAAGACAGUGGUUGGGGACGAGCGCCAGUAUGUCAUCCUCUUCCGCUGCAUCCAAAACAUGAGCCAGCUCUACCCCUUCAACACCUGCUACACGGGAGGUAUAGUCAAACUAGAGGUGGGGGACAAGGUGGAAUUGCUCAUCCCACGAGAGUCUGCCGAUGUGUCUUUGGGGGGAGACUUCACCUUCCUUGGAGCCAUCAAGUUGGCCUGAGCAUUGAGACUGGUACUAGAGGAUUUAGCACACAAGUGCUUGUUUCCACAGACUGAACUAUUAUGGUAAUGCUGAAAUUCAUGUAAGAAAACCCCAUAAAAACAUAUCAAGGAAGAUGGGAGGAACAGAUAUACCCUUUUGGGCCAUUCUUGACUUACUGCUUCAGUGACCGUCAAACUGGGAAAAGUGGGAAAGGUCUCUGCCCUUGACAGACCUUCCCAGGGUAGACCUCACCUAACCUGUACCUAGACAACACAACUCCUACCUGUACCAUAACAUGCAACAGAACAAAAGCCUUCUGGUAAAUAUUAGUAAUGGAUAUGAAGUGAGAGCAUCAUGAAGUGCAUGCCAGAUGUGGGAAAAGUCCCUUUGUUACUUACACCCCUGCUUCUCGCCUGCAACUGAUAACUGAUGCCCAUGGUGGAUUGUACAUUUUACUUUAGCUGCAGGAACAGGAAAAAGAUCACACAAACACACACACACACUCACUGGACACACAAGUAAACAGCACACACAUGAACCACUGGGAAUGUGUACAAAAGUUAAUAUUGGAACCACUCUGAUUUCUGUGACCUGAUCCUACCUGAAGGUACAUUUUGUAGUGCAAUAAAUGCAUUUGCAGAUCA
Molecule: messenger RNA, 2206 nt
Organism: Alosa sapidissima (American shad)
Lineage: Eukaryota; Metazoa; Chordata; Actinopteri; Clupeiformes; Clupeidae
Gene: tnfsf13b
Product: TNF superfamily member 13b
Exons: 6
Coding region: 774-1580 (268 amino acids)
Biological process (GO): immune response
Cellular component (GO): membrane
Molecular function (GO): tumor necrosis factor receptor binding; receptor ligand activity
Source: RefSeq, a predicted model, not a curated record